GGACGCUGCGCCUGGAAGCGUCAGUAGCAUCCAAACUCCAGCACGCGAUCUGUCAAGCAGAAGCUGCCAGCAGCGUCCAGUCGAACCGUCCCCCCGUUUUGUUUCCUUCGGACAACAUGUUGGCCAAGGUGUUGGUCCUCCUCGCGCUGAGCGGCCUCAGCUUCUCUGCCAAGCUUCCUUCGAACUUCCAGACCUGCCAUGUGAACGACGUUGAGUUUUCCACCUGCCUUGCCAAGGCCAUCGAGGACGCGCUCCACUCGUUGAAAGAUGGCGAGAAGACGCUGGGUAUUGCCCCUAUCGACCCCCUCCACGUAGAUGAAAUGACCCUGGAUCUGGGUUCGGGCCCUAUCUCAAUCGUCCUCAGUGCCAAGGACCUAAACAUCGUCGGCCUGCAUAGCACCACCGUCGACUCUGCCGAACUGGACUCCAAGAAGCACGUCCUCGUUGUGAAGGCGCAAACUAAACACCUGCGGCUCGACUUCCAGUACAAGGCGACCGGGCAGAUCCUUGUGGUGCCCGUCCGAGGAGACGGACCCGCCUUCUUCGAGUUCGAUGACGUUGCCACUACACAUGUUAUUACCGGCGAACCUGUUGAGAGGAAGGGCAAGACCUACUGGACGAUCACCGACUACAAGGUCAAUAUCGAGCCCAAGAAAAUGAAGUGCCACUUCACCGAUCUCAUCAAGGGCAACUCCCAGGUUAGCGAGCAGGUCAACGGUUUCCUCAACGGCGACUGGAAGCUCUUCUACAAGCAGAUCCAAGGGCCGGCUCAGGAAGCGUUCAGCGCUAUGUUCAAGCAGCUAGCCGGUCGUGUGUUCGACCGCGUCCCCAUCACUGACAUCUACCAAGACAUCUAAAGGAGCAUCCGGACCUCGUGCUGAUCUCACCCACCGUCCCACCGCGCUCCAGUCAGACCAUCAGAAACAUCUAUAGAGUGGUAGAUCCAGCGCUACUCACAUUCCCACCGCACGCCAGUUCAUUUUGUAUAGUUCCUACCUCAGCGUGCUCAUUUGUAAGGUAUCAUUUGUAAAUAUUA
This is a messenger RNA of Frankliniella occidentalis (western flower thrips), 1036 nucleotides long. Its product is annotated as protein takeout-like. The record is from RefSeq and is a predicted model, not a curated record. Lineage: Eukaryota; Metazoa; Arthropoda; Insecta; Thysanoptera; Thripidae. Bases 117 to 857 code for a protein of 246 amino acids. The transcript is spliced from 5 exons.